Bipolaris sorokiniana ND90Pr is the source of this 765-nucleotide messenger RNA. RefSeq names its product carbohydrate esterase family 12 protein. The transcript is spliced from 2 exons. The record is from RefSeq and is a predicted model, not a curated record. Bases 1 to 765 code for a protein of 254 amino acids. Lineage: Eukaryota; Fungi; Ascomycota; Dothideomycetes; Pleosporales; Pleosporaceae. Gene Ontology annotation, molecular function: hydrolase activity.
AUGCGUUUUGCCCUACUAUCCCUACUUCCUCUUUCUCUAGCAGCACCAAGUAGCUUACGCGAUGCCGCCGCCAAACCCAUAUAUUGGCUCCUAGCCGGCGACUCAACAACAGCCACCAAUGGGGGAUGGGGCGAUGCAUUCCUUUCCAAGACCGUCGCGCCAGGAUCUUCCGGCAAAAACUACGGACACAGCGGUGCAACAACGGCAUCCUUCCGCGCUGGAGGCGACUGGGGCCGAGUAAUCAAAGACAUAUCAACCUACAAGAAAGACUACAAAGUCUACGUUACGAUCCAGUUCGGACACAACGACCAAAAAGAAACCUCAGGCGUCACCCCAACCAAAUACCGCACCAACCUCGCAACCUUCGCUUCGGAAGUUAAGAACUCGGGCGCAACACCCAUCCUCGUCACACCUCUCACACGCCGCACCUUCAACACAACCACUAAACGCGUCAUCGAAAACCUCGCUAAAGAAAGCGCACUCACAAUCGACGUCGCCACGUCAAGCAACCUGCACUUCAUCGACCUCAACAAAGCGUCGACAGCGUACGUCAACGCGAUUGGGCAAGCGGGUGCAGACACGUAUAAUUGGGUGGGAGACGGGUCGACAGCGAGGGAUCGCACGCAUUUGAAUCCGUGGGGGGAGGUGGUGUUUGGGCGGCUGGUGAGCGAUUUGUUAGUGGAGAAGUAUGCGGGGGAGUUUAAGCAGUGGACGGUGGGGAAUGAGACGUUGAGUCGGCUUAUUAGGGAGGGGAAGCUUGCUUAA